This is a messenger RNA of Hypanus sabinus (Atlantic stingray), 5453 nucleotides long. RefSeq lists its product as uncharacterized. The record is from RefSeq and is a predicted model, not a curated record. The transcript has 20 exons. NCBI's taxonomy places the organism in Eukaryota, Metazoa, Chordata, Chondrichthyes, Myliobatiformes, Dasyatidae. The coding region runs from base 253 to 4866 and encodes 1537 amino acids.
CGGUCAAGCGAGGAGGUGGGAAAGCCUUGGGAUGCGGAGGACUGUGGGGAUCAGUGGGGCAGGAUGAUGAUGGACGACGACGGGCAAUCACCACGGACUUGGUGUCCAGUUUGGAAUCUGGCACUGGAAAGGCCCGAGAUAAUAAACAAUCAGCAGUUUCCUCAGCUGUAGAGAAAGCUUAUGAUGCCGACGUUAAGGGUUGCUGUUUAAACUGGAAAAGGUGAAGGCAAAUAUUAAUUGGGAAAGGAGUCGAUGAUCAACACGACACAUUUUUCUUUACAACACCAAAGUCUUAAGUGUUUCUUUCAAACAAAAAGAUCUCCAGCCAACGGAAGGAGUAACAACCGCACUGCAAUGUACCGCACAAGAAAAAUUCAGGAGAAUCUGAAGAUGAAAGCUUGUACAGAGAACCAUGAACCAUCAACUGGGUUAUAUUAUGGUUCAUUACCUAGAUCAGUUUGUACUGGCAAGUUCAGACAGAACACAGUACAGUUGUGGUUAGACAGCAGCACAAGGCACAAUGCAAAAGAUACGGUCUGCAACCAGCGAUUGGCGCAGACCAACUUGGCCUGUGUUUCUCAAGGCAAUGGACAGCCAUUGGUGCCUCUAUUACCAGCAAGUGCUUCAUAUCGUGGACAGCAGUCCAAUGUGGAACACUAUAGACAGAAUCAUAACUUCCAAAAUUCCAUCAGAGACAAAGGAAAUACAAACUCUACUUCCCUUGUGGAAUCCAAACAUUCAGAAAAAGAGUGGGUUUGGUACUUACAGGGAUCUGAGAGAAAUAUGAACAUUAAUUGGAAUAAGAGAUUUGCUGAGAUUAUAAGCAAAAUCAACAGAAAACAGAAAAAAUACUUUCAAGGGCAAGAGAAUGUAACUCCAAAUCAGUUAAGCAGUCAGGGCAUUCAAUGUACAAGUCGCUUGGAAGCCUAUGAUUCACUGACUUCUGAUUCUCCAAGUCUUUCUCUUUCUCAGGGAGGUUUUGCAAAUAAAAGCCAAUCAUUGAAAAAUGGACAGUCCAACUCACCGCACUCCAUGUUUAAAUCUUCCCAAGCAUCUUUAAGUCUCCAUCGCUCAAUGCUCAGCCUAGAUGAUAGUCUGUGUAAGGCAAGGCCUAUUUCAAACAAAUCUGCAGAUAUUCGUGUGACCCAAAAUCCUUUAAACUAUUUGAAUUUGCCUCUUGGAAAUGAAAGGGAGGAAAUGAAAUGUUCAGUAAAUAUGUAUCCAGAUAAAUGCAAAGCACAAGGUAUUUCAAAGAUACCAGCCUGUGAUAGUUCUCUUUUACAUAAUGGUUCUCUUCUGAAUGAUUCACAUCCUCUGUUGCAUGUGCGUGAACAGCAUUUAAACACUAAGAAUUUAACUUGUAUUUGCAACAUCCACGAGAAUGCUGACAGUGGUAUAAUCAAUUCUGAAUCAGAUGUUUGUAAGGAUGACUGUCACAGAACCUCUCAUUUUAUUAUUUCUGGUAGAAAGACCCUGAAAAUGUCAGGCACACUCACUUUGCCUAACAAGGACAUGAACAAUUCACAUGACUUUCACCAUGCUGUGUGUCAAAAGAGUGCAGGCAUUUUAUGUCAUCUUCCCAUAAAGUCUGACUGCAUGACUGAAAUGGAGACUAAUCAGAGAGUGCCAGAAGAUAGAGAAAAAUCAGGUACUGAAGACAUGUUCUCAAAUGCUGUGGAAAUUAGAAAAGAAUUAUCAGAAAAGUCCCCAGAUAAUUUUUUGGAUCCCAGUCUGAAGUAUCAAGUUAAGUCCCAUUUUCCUAUCAUCAUGAAUAAUACUUACGCCACACAGCACAGAGCUGCAUAUGAUUUGUGGAUACUGGAGUCUGCCCAGACUCCAGUUUAUGAAGAUCCUCCUCUAACACCUUUGCAGAGCAAUUCAUCCCAGGACAAUUUCUACAGGAAUAUACAGAAGGAAAUAUUAAACCUGAAGUCAACAGAAGUUGGAAAAAGAGCAAUGGGAAAUAGCCCGAUCUCAGAUUAUUUUAGAAAUUCCACCCCUUCAAGAGGAGAGGAAAAUAAUAAAGGAGAAAAUGACCUCAACAUGAAACAAAAAGAUAAUAGCACUUUGUACAAUAGGGUACAUGAUCCAAUUCUAAAGGAAUUUUUAAAGGGCAAUGUUGCAACAAAGCAGCUCCUGCAAACAUUCCCGUUGAUGGACAGCAACAUGCUAAAGAUUAUGAAACUUCGUGGAUAUUCUUUGAAUGAUAGGACAAAGACACCAGUGGAGAGCUGCUUAAAAUCAUAUCACAAAAGACUCCUAUCACGGUGCCUUUGUGCUUGGCACAAUUCCACGCAACAGCGCUACGCUUCAGCUAUAUCGCUGCAGAAACGCCAGUUAUUGAGGAAAGGGUUGCAAGCAUUGCAUUGGGCUGUACAGUUCACCCAAAUGCAGAAGCAAUUUCUGGAGAGAAUUCAAUACAGACGAGUCCUGGUUCAUUGUUUUAAUCAAUGGAGGUGUGCAGCAAAUGCUAGCCAAUGCCAUCUGACAGCCAGAGCUCCAAAUGCAGUCAGCAAAUCUUGUUCUGUUCACCUGGGGACGUUGGCCACACUGCAGCAGAUACUUGGGACGAACAUUUACAGAUACUGGCAGAAACAAUGCAAGCAUUUACAACAUGAGGAUGUACAGUCCCCGAGUUUAUCCGGUUUACAUAGCAAGGUCUGCUUUGAGGCACAGGCACAGUUUUUUGCACAGGAUUGUGCCUCCCAACACACCUUAUUCAGGAAUCAUGCUAAAAUAUUGGAGAGUUGCUUCCUACAUUGGCGCACACUAUUACACAUAAAACGUGGGAAGAGAGUGGCUAUACUGCACCUACUUCAACUGUGCAAUACAAAGCUGCAGCAACAGACUACAGCUGUUAGUUGUCAGAAUUAUGGGAAAGAUAAUGACCACAACAAAAAUGAAAGAUAUGAAAUGUCUCUUCAACUGGACGACGUUCAUAUAACUCAUGAAGAACUACAUUCACAUGGAGGUGUUUGCCUUGAACAGUCAUCUCAGCCACAAUUCCAGGACAGUAGAGAGGAGCUGCACAAACUUCAAAUAGCUAAGAUCACAUCAUGGAACCAAUUGCAGGAUGUUCUGAAACUCUGGCCUGAAGAAUUCUUCAAACCAUGUCUGCAAGAAUUCAGUAAAUACCAGCCUGUGCAGAACAGCACUGUUGCACUGGGUGACGAAGAAUUUGACUGCAGCUCACUUGAACAGAGCGCUCUGCAUUAUGGAACAGGACCAGCAAACAGACCUGGCCUGGAGCGAGCAAGGAAGUGGCUACAGGGCAAAUUGGAGAAGCGUCUGGUUGAAGAGCAUCUGAUGCUCUGGGCUGCACGGAUACGGCAGGUGGAUCAGUUUCACAGUCGGACCCUGCUGACACGAGUACUUCUAAGUUGGAGCAAGUGGAGGCAGACCCGCCAGAGACGUCGGGAAUUGGUUGCUGGGUUUUCUUUUGGCCGGCAGCGCGGAGUUGUGCUGACUCUUUGGAAAAUACGUUUAUUACAAAAGCAUGAAGCUGACAGAAGAUGCAGAAAGGUGCUGUGUCAGAAAACUCGAGAGGCAAUGUCCCAGUGGCACCAAUAUACAGAGAAGCGAAAACAAGCCCAAGGUCUCCAGGCUCAUUUCCUUCCUGUUCAUGCACUGAGGGUGAAGCUUUUGACUCUUCAGACCUGGAAGCAGAAAGCAGAGACACAGAGAAAUGUGAAGAUAAUGGCAGAUAUGCAGGUGCAAAGAAGAUAUCUGCGGGCUUGGCACUGUGCCACACUUCAGAAAGGGAAGUCGUGGCAGAAGCUGUGGACAUUUCAAACUGUACGAAACCAACAGGUCCUGUUAGGGGCUUUUAGUCAGUGGAGGUAUCACUUGGAGCUGCAGCACUUCUCAGAGAGUCACAGGAAAUUUAGAACAGCACAGAGAGUUAUUCAGUGCUGGAGGCAGAGGACGUUACUACAGCAGGCUGUGAGACAUCGAGCUACAAUCCUCAUUCAAACAUUGUUCAGCAGAUGGAAGGAAGCUAUCAGAUUAUCCCAGCUGUCCCAUCAGAUUGCCGAGAACAUUAAAAUGAGGCAACUGAGGCUGCUGCUGCUUGCCUGGGCCAAAUUGGUAAAAGAGCGAAAGGAUGAAAGCGUGAGGCAGAAGAAGGUGAUUUCUGCAUCACAGCACCAAGUGAAGCAGACUGCUUUUUGUCAGAUGGCAACAUUAUAUCGGAAGCAAAAAGAGGCUGUUUUGUUCUACCAUCUAACUUUACUUCGCAGGUGCCUUCUCACUUGGGUUGGAAAUGUACAUCUGCAGAAGCACUGGGCAUUGACUGUAUCAGCUCAAGCUUCAUUGUUGCAGCUUAACUCCGCAUUUGCAAUCUGGAGAACUCAAUUGCACUUUCAACGUAAGAUGGCCUUGUUCGUGCAAGGGCAGGCUAAGCAAAUCCUGCACAAAGCACUGAAAACCUGGUACAGCGAGUUGCAGGCACUUAGAUAUCAUGCCAGAUAUGUGUCUCAGAAAUUUCUGUCACGAUGGAUUGUUCUUGUGAAGGCACAGAAGCAGCAGGGCGCAGAGGAAUCUCGUGCAGAGGAACAGCACAGGAAUCAAUCAUGUAAGCUAUUUUUAAAAAACUGGCGGAACCAAACAUUCCUACAGCAGUUUCUAGAGAAAAAAAGGGUUGAGAAGCUUCAGGAAAUCUGGAAACAGUGGAACAGCUUCACUAUGAACAAGCUGGUGACCAGGGGACUGUAUGAGAAGAGGCCGGAGGUGAAGGCGUGGCAGUUGUGGCGUAGACGGUUCAUACAGAUGCAGGUGUCACAGGCGUUUGCAGCCCAGGACAGCAGGAUCCUGAUGUUGGAUGUUUUCACUACCUGGUACAGAUCGGCCUUUGGAAAACAGAAUUGACCCAUGAUGUUGGUGAACCUCAAGCUCACUCCUAGUACAGAUUUGAGCUUCUCACUGUGUUUGUUUGUGGCGAUGUACAAUGCUGACUAUCAAAACCUCUGUGUCCAGUGUCAAGUCUGUUCCUGUCUGUCAAUUGGUAAGUUUGCAUCCCAUUGGACAGGUUGGAGAAGGUACAUUUUCUUAGACAUACUCUAGAAGGUCCUAACUUCAUGCUUUGCAAUAUGAUGGUAAUUAGACUGCAUGCAACAUCACAGAAACCAGGGUUGGUUUGGGUGACCUUGUGAGCUUACCCAGCAUCUAGUUCACGGCACUUAGAAUUCCGCUGAGGAGAAUCUUGUGGUUCAAUAUAUAGUCAAUUUAAAAUUAUACAUUAAAUGUCUGUGUUUUCUCUCCACUCUCACUUAUGGUGAACCUUUAUCUAUCAGCAUCUAGUUUUGAGAUACCUUUAACAAGUUAUACUUGGGGCAUGUUUCUUUACAAAACUUACUCUAAAUUAGUUCUUGUGUAUUUAAGUAUUUGUAUUCCUAUUUCCUCUGUUUCAUUUUGAUGAAUUAAUGGAUAUUAUCCAGUAUUUGGGGCUUUUUACU